AUGAUUGAUUGCACGAUAUUCGAAUGUGAAAUCGAGCCUACAUAUGAGAAAGAUCUGCCUCAGACUCCACCGAAAAGAGACGAUCAUCCGCGAAUCACCUGCACAGCGGCCAGAGAUCAUCAAUUGCAAACAUUAUGCAAACAUCUCGAGCAGGUAUACCAAGUCGAUAGAGCACUGUUAUGGAAAAUGAGUCAUUGUACUGCAUUCACGCAAAUGACUGAAAUCGUUUCCGGUUUGAAAAUCGUCCGACUACUUGAGAAAGCCAUUCAACGACAGCUGUUCGAUCAUGUGCGUUUCCUUCACUUGAUUUUUGAACUGUGUCCAGCCAGAGAGUGUGAGAGCACAUGA
Molecule: messenger RNA, 348 nt
Organism: Haemonchus placei
Lineage: Eukaryota; Metazoa; Nematoda; Chromadorea; Rhabditida; Trichostrongylidae
Source: the annotation of a GenBank genome assembly